AUGGAGUUGGGAAGGUUGCGCGAUAGCGAUGGGAGAGUGCUGAAGCCGAAUGUGGAUCAUGGUGUGCUCAAAGAUUACAUGCGCCAAAACGUUUCCUCUACUAUAAACACGCAGCUUGUCGGGGGGCAAGACAAACACCUUCUAUAUCGAACGUUGGGAAUAGACGCCGUGCAGCGGCGACAGUUACGGGCUAUGCUUAGUGAUUUUGACCACGCCUAUCGUCAAACUGCGUUUCAUGUUAUGAUGUUAUACCCCUACACGGACUGGGUGCACGUGCUCUACAUGGUUUUGGCGGGCCUGGCACUUUAUAAUUUGCAGUCAUGCUGCGGGGCGUAUGAAUUUUACGAUGAAUACCUUGGACUUGAUUUGAGACAGAUGCCUAGGCUAAAGAAGCCGUUUUUGGCGGGCGUCACUGUCUCAUCCUCUGCUUGUGGCGAGUAUAGCAACCACGCGGCUUUACCGCAAUUUUUAUGCGGCGGCCUAUUCCCCCCGUGA
This is a messenger RNA of Trypanosoma rangeli, 495 nucleotides long. RefSeq lists its product as uncharacterized. The transcript has a single exon. NCBI's taxonomy places the organism in Eukaryota, Euglenozoa, Kinetoplastea, Trypanosomatida, Trypanosomatidae. The coding region runs from base 1 to 495 and encodes 164 amino acids. The record is from RefSeq and is a predicted model, not a curated record.